AUGUUUUAAGUUAGGCUGGAUUCACCCUGCUCCAUUAGCAAACUCCAUUUUCACAGGAAUCUUUUACAUGAACUCAGAAGCCGACUAUUGUGGAAGAGAUUCUUAUCUUUGGAUAGGAACUAGGGCCAGCCUGAACAAGACGACAAGAAACAUAAACCCCCUAGUUCAAAAUGAAACUAUAUUCAAUAGUGGGUUUAAAAAUUUGCUUUUUUUUUUUUUUUUUUUGACUUCAUUGAAACAAAAGGUUGACAAGAGUUCUUGGCUUCACAAUGGCACCCUCCUAGACCUCAACGACAGCUUUUGUAAUGUUCUAUGUAAGCAACUCCGCUUCCUAUGAUUCUUGUCCAGCAUUGUUGAUGUCCUACUUUGGUAUAUCACGUGCACGCACUUUGAACGUGUUUCAAGUCAAAAGCCACACUCCACUCUUAAUUUCUUUCUCAUCUAUCUUCUAUGGCUUGUGAUCCACAGACGCUCGAUGCUCGUGCUGAACACAAGCUAGAAGCAGAGGAUAAGAAGGAAGCAAGGCUGAAGAGAUUGCAAAGGGCUCAAUGGCUGAGAGCAGCCAUUUUAGGAGCAAAUGAUGGGUUGCUAUCCACCACAUCGCUUAUGCUUGGUGUAGGUGCGGCAAAAGAAGACCAACGCUCCAUGAUCCUUUCUGGACUCGCUGGAGCUGUGGCAGGCGCUUGUAGCAUGGCUGUCGGGGAAUUUGUUUCCGUGUCAACGCAAAGAGAUAUCGAGAAGGAAACAUUAUGCCACUCUUCAAAAACCGAACAGCAUGGAGAAGAAAAUGGCGGUGAGAUCAAGCUCCACAUCACCACCAGCCCCAAUGGGACCACCGUGAUUGACACUAAUCCCGGUAGGACUAGCACGUGCAAAAAGAUGGCGUGUGAUGUCGAGCAAUCAUUGGAGCAAUUAUCGCCCACAGUUUCACAAGCAAUGACACUGGGGCGAAAAUCGCCCAUCGUUGUUGCUUCUGCCAAGUCCCCAGUGCUCAAAGUGAUUGCACAGGAUGCAAAAGAGGAAUUGGAACAAGGCGAGGAGAGGGAUUACGACAAGAAAGCGUUGCCAAACCCGUACGGGGCUGCAGUUGCAUCGGCCUUGUCAUUUCUGAGUGGGUCAGUUGUGCCCUUAAUACCGGCUUUGCUUGUUGCUCAAAACAUAGCAAGGGUUGUGGCCAUUGUGGUGGUGACCUCAAUUGCACUGGCUGUUUUUGGGGGAGUUGGGGCUUGGCUUGGUGGCUCUUCAAUUAGAAAAUCUUCAGCUAGAGUUCUGUUUGGAGGGUUGGUUACAAUGGGUUUGACUUAUGGGUUGCUUAAGCCUUUAUAUAAGGAGCGAAAGAGCCAGGAUACUGAUUGAUCGAUGCUAAUUGUUUUCAUUUCUGAAUAAGAUGUGUGUCACAUAAUUUUACUUGUAUUGUGGUAAUUUCAAGGGAACGGGGUUGCUCGUGAAUCAUUAGGCACAACAAUCCUAUUGUGAAAAGUUUUGGAGGGUUUGUUUUGGACUUAAUUUUAUGAUAAGAAAGGUUUGUUGA
Messenger RNA from Camellia sinensis, 1531 nucleotides. The record is from RefSeq and is a predicted model, not a curated record. NCBI's taxonomy places the organism in Eukaryota, Viridiplantae, Streptophyta, Magnoliopsida, Ericales, Theaceae.